Molecule: messenger RNA, 1859 nt
Organism: Dictyostelium purpureum
Lineage: Eukaryota; Evosea; Eumycetozoa; Dictyosteliales; Dictyosteliaceae
Exons: 2
Coding region: 56-1381 (441 amino acids)
Biological process (GO): cytoplasmic translational termination
Cellular component (GO): translation release factor complex; cytosol
Molecular function (GO): sequence-specific mRNA binding; translation release factor activity, codon specific
Source: RefSeq, a predicted model, not a curated record
CAUAUAGAUUUUUUUUAAGCUUUAUUUAACUAAAGUAAUAGAAAAGAAAGAAAAAAUGUCAACUGUUGAUGAUUCACAAAAUGCCGAUAAACAAGUCGAGCAAUGGAAAAUCAAAAAAUUAAUUAAAAACUUAGAAGCUGCCAGAGGUAAUGGUACAUCAAUGAUUUCAUUAAUUAUUCGUCCAGGUGAUCAAAUUGCUAAAAUUAAUAAAAUGCUUGCUGAAGAAUAUGGUACAGCCUCAAACAUUAAAUCAAGAGUUAAUAGAUUAUCAGUUUUAGGUGCUAUUACAUCAGCCCAACAAAGAUUAAAAUUAUACACAAAAGUUCCAGAUAAUGGUUUAGUCAUUUAUUGUGGUACAAUGGUUACAGAUGAAGGUAAAGAAAAGCCAGUCAGAAUUGACAUUGAACCAUUCAAACCAAUCAACACUUCAUUAUAUUUAUGUGAUAAUAAAUUCCACACUGCUCCACUUGGUGAGCUCUUAGAGUCCGAUGAAAAAUUCGGUUUCAUCGUUGUUGAUGGUAAUGGUGCCCUUUUUGGUUUACUCUGUGGUUCAACUAGAAAUGUUCUUCAUAGAAUUACUGUCGAUCUUCCAAAGAAGCAUGGUCGUGGUGGUCAAUCAGCUCUUCGUUUCGCUCGUCUUCGUAUGGAAAAACGUCACAAUUACGUCCGUAAGGUUUCAGAACUUGCUACUCAAUUCUAUAUCACCAAUGAUAAACCAAAUGUUUCAGGUUUAAUUUUAGCUGGUUCAGCUGAUUUCAAGACUGAACUUGGUACCUCAGAUAUGUUUGAUCAACGUCUUCGUGAUAAAAUCAUUAAAAUUGUUGAUGUUUCAUAUGGUGGUGAUAAUGGUUUCAAUCAAGCUAUCGAGUUAUCAACUGAAGUUCUUUCAUCAGUUAAAUUCAUUCAAGAAAAGAAAUUAAUUUCACAAUUCUUCGAAGAAAUUGCUCAAGAUACUGGUAAAUAUUGUUUUGGUAUUGCUGAUACCCUCAAAGCUCUUGAAUUAGGUGCUGCUCACACUCUUAUCGUUUGGGAAGCUCUUGAAACCGUUCGUUACCUCCUUCGUUUACCAAGUGGUGAAGAAAAAGUCAUCUUCUUAAAUAAAGAUCAAACUAAAGAUCCAUCCGUCUUCAAAGAUAAAGAAUCUGGUCAAGAUUACGAAAUUGCCGAAGAAAUGCCAAUCGUUGAAUGGUUUGCUAACAACUACAAAAACUUUGGUGCUACUCUCGAAUUCGUUUCCAACAAAUCUCAAGAAGGUUCACAAUUCUGUAAAGGUUUUGGUGGUCUCGGUGGUCUUUUACGUUACCAAGUUGACUUUGCCACCCUCAAUGAUUAUGAUAAUAUCGAAGAGAACGAAUACGAUAGUAGUGAUUCAGACUUUUGACUGAACUCACAAACAACCAACAACAGAGAUGGUGCUGGUUUGGAUAGUGAUCAAGGUUGCCCCUCCUUCCACAAUAGCAUUAUCUAUCAACAAGAACAACAACAAAAAAAUCAAAAAAAAAUUAAAAAAAAUGAAAAAAUAACUUUAAAAAAAACAAAAUUGACAACAACUUCUUCAACAACAACAACAACAACAACUACAACUACAUCAACAUUACCAUUGAAUAAUUUUGAAAACAAUAAUAACAGUAAUAGUCUAUCAUUAUUAUCAUCAGCAACAACAUUAUUAACCAAUUCUAAUUUUGUAAAUUCCUUCCCUUUGGAUGAAAUUAAUAAUAAUUAUUUUGAUGAUAUCAACAGUAGUGAUAAUACUAUUACUAAAAGAAAUGAAAAAAAGAUGGAUAUGAAGGUAGGGGCUUAAACUCUAUAAAAGUACAAAAAAAAAAUAAAUGGUUCUGUUCGUUAUAGUUGUCACUCUU